Messenger RNA from Callorhinus ursinus (northern fur seal), 2542 nucleotides. It is a transcript of the gene DENND1B, whose product is annotated as DENN domain containing 1B. The record is from RefSeq and is a predicted model, not a curated record. Gene Ontology annotation, cellular component: intracellular membrane-bounded organelle; nuclear speck; cytosol. NCBI's taxonomy places the organism in Eukaryota, Metazoa, Chordata, Mammalia, Carnivora, Otariidae. Gene Ontology annotation, molecular function: phosphatidylinositol phosphate binding; guanyl-nucleotide exchange factor activity. Gene Ontology annotation, biological process: endocytic recycling; endocytosis; T cell receptor signaling pathway.
GUGGGCGGGGGCGGCGCGACCCUCCCAGCGCGGGGCAGUGGGCUUCCAGGCCGGCGCGGGGGCGGGACGGACAGCCUCACACCGACAUGUAACCAUGGACUGCAGGACCAAGGAAAAUCCAGAAAGAACCUUUGACUUGGUAUUGAAAGUGAAAUGUCAUGCCUCUGAAAAUGAAGAUCCUGUGGUAUUGUGGAAAUUCCCAGAGGACUUUGGCGACCAGGAAGUACUACAGAGUGUGCCCAAGUUCUGUUUCCCCUUUGACAUUGAAAGAGUAUCUCAAAAUCAAGUCGGACAGCAUUUUACCUUUGUACUGACAGACAUUGAAAGUAAACAGAGAUUUGGAUUCUGCAGACUCACAUCAGGAGGCAAAAUUUGCUUGUGCAUCCUUAGUUACCUGCCAUGGUUUGAAGUAUAUUACAAGCUUCUUAAUACUCUGGCAGAUUACUUGGCUAAGGAACUGGAAAGUGAUUUGAAUGAAACUCUCAAGUCACUCUAUAGCCACCCAGUACCAAAGGCAAACACUCCUGUCAGUUUGAGUGUGAACCAAGAGAUAUUUAUUGCCAGUGAGCAAGUUCUGAAAGAUCAGCCCUUCCUAGUACCGCAUUCCUACUUCAUUGCCCCAGAUGUAACUGGACUCCCAACAAUUCCUGAGAGUAGAAAUCUUACAGAAUAUUUUGUUGCUGUGGAUGUGAAUAAUAUGCUGCAACUGUAUGCCAGCAUGUUACAUGAGAGGCGCAUCAUUAUUACCUCUAGCAAAUUAAGCACUUUAACUGCCUGUCUCCAUGGAUCAGUUGCCCUGCUAUACCCAAUGUACUGGCAACACAUAUACAUCCCAGUGCUUCCUCCGCACCUGCUGGACUACUGCUGUGCCCCAAUGCCAUACCUGAUUGGAAUACACUCCAGCCUCAUAGAGAGAGUGAAAAAUAAAUCAUUGGAGGAUGUGGUUAUGUUAAAUGUUGACACAAACACUUUAGAAUCACCAUUUAAUGACUUGAACAACCUACCGAGUGAUGUGGUCUCGGCCCUGAAAAAUAAACUGAAGAAGCAGUCUACAGCUACGGGUGAUGGAGUAGCUAGGGCCUUUCUUAGGGCACAGGCUGCUUUGUUUGGAUCCUACAGAGAUGCACUGAGAUACAAACCUGGUGAGCCCAUCACUUUCUGUGAGGAGAGUUUUGUAAAGCACCGCUCAAGUCUGAUGAAACAGUUCUUGGAAACUGCAGUUAACCUCCAACUUUUCAAGCAGUUUAUUGAUGGUCGACUGGCAAAACUAAAUGCAGGAAGGGGUUUCUCUGAUGUAUUUGAAGAGGAAAUCACUUCAGGUGGCUUUUGUGGAGGAAACCCGAGGUCAUAUCAACAAUGGGUACAUACAGUCAAGAAAGGAGGUGCACUGUUUAACACAGCAAUGACCAAAGCAACUCCAGCUGUACGGACAGCAUAUAAAUUUGCAAAAAAUCAUGCAAAGCAGGGAUUAAAGGAAGUGAAGAGUAAGCUAAAACACAAGGAAAAUGAAGAAGGUUAUGGGACCUGUUCUGGUUCUGUACAGUAUACACCAGUUUACACAUUACACAAUGAAAAGGGAGGAAAUAUAGAAAAGCGUAAGCUUGCUCAGGCACACUUAAAAAGACCUCUUAGGAGUCUUGAUGGUACUCUGUAUGAUGAUGACUAUGACGAGAGAGCGAGCAAGUUGUCCUCUGAAGAUGGAGAAGAAGCUUCUGCUUAUUUUUAUGAAAGUGAUGACUCCGUUGAAACAAGAGUAAAGACCCCUUACUCAGGCGAAAUGGACCUCCUAGGAGAAAUCUUAGACACAUUGAGCACACACAGCUCAGACCAAGGAAAGCUAGUGGCAGCGAAGAGCUUGGAUUUCUUCAGAUCAAUGGAUGAUAUUGAUUAUAAACCUACGAAUACAUCCAAUGCACCCAGUGAGAAUAAUCUGGCCCUGCUUUGCAGUGGUUCUGGUGAUCAAGCAGAGUGGCAUCUCGGGCAAGAUGAUAGUGCCCUCCAUGGCAAACACCUUCCUCCCUCUCCCCGGAAGCGGGUUUCCUCCAGCGGUUUGACAGAUUCUCUGUUUAUCCUGAAAGAGGAAAACAAUGAAAAAUACCUCAAUGUUGACAAUAUGAGGGAGCCUGCGGUCAUGGAAAAGCCAGCUUCUGCUUCAGGGUUCGAUCUACAGCUUGCUUCACCUGAAGUUUCCGAAAAUGAAAAAGCUAAAACAGAAAAGAAAGAAACACUAAGCCAGAUUUCAGACGAUCUGCUUACACUCAGCCUUGGGCGACGUUCAUCUACUUUUGUUCCUUGGGAGAAAGAAGGGAAAGAAGCCAAAGAGACUUCAGAAGAUACUGGACUACUUCAUGAAGUAGUGUCAUUAUGUCACAUAACAUCUGCCUUCCAGCAAGACUUAAACAUUUCAGAAGAAAACACGAGUGGAAACCACCCUUAAAUCAACUAUUAAGAGUCAUUCACUUGCAUCCAAACUUCUAAGGAAACAUUUUAGAAUUCCUUGUAAUCUCUAUAGUAAACAGAUUUGUAGGAAUGAGAGUUCUUA